AUGAAUACAAGAUCAAAAACCAGAGAGUUGGAAGAGAAGUAUGAACAACCAAAGAAAGUGUACAUCCUAGAAGUGAAGAAUGCAAAGGGGGAAAGUGAACUCAUGAGGAGUAUUAUGUUCGACCGAGGAGACCUCACCAUAAACCAUAAACAAAAGUUUACCAUAUUCAAAAAGCUUUUAAAAGAAGGAAACCCAAAUUCUAAGGACUAUGCGAAGAACACUGUCGCCAGUGUGGCCAUCGUCCAUCUCCAGUAUAAAAUGUUGAAAAAACUUUUGCGUAAAGGAGCAGACGUGAAAGAGCCGUCCGGCAAAACUAGGAACCUAAUAAUUCAUGAUAUCCUUCACAUGUGCUUUGAUACGCCCAAGAGGAAGAAACUGAUUAGCAAAGAUCGAAGACGAUAUGUAGUGUAUAUGUUUAAAUACGCCAUCAAAUAUGGUGUAGAUAUGAAUAAGAUUAAUACUCAUAGCGAAACUGGAGUCAGUCUUUUGGAAAAGCUGGAAAAAUUGGAAAAUGCGGAAGAGGUGAAAAAAAUAAGAUCGAUCUACAUGAAAAGUUUAUUAAAAGGAGAAGUUGAUAGUGAAGAAACAAAUGAAUCUAAUAGAGAAGAAGCCAGGAAAAUCUCAACUUGUGAGGAAGAUGAAGGAGAACUGGAUUCAGAAGGAUUAGGGCAGACAUUUACUAAACAAGAAAUUGACAUGGAAAUUCGAGAAGAACUGGAAAAUGAAGAAAUGAGCAAUGGAGAAGUUGUGGAAGAUUUGACUGAAACUAGCUUUGAAGACUGUUGCACAACCAUUCAGAACGAAGAAAAUAAUGGAAAUUCUCAAAUUCCUGCUGGUUGCGAAAAUGUUUGUUCAGAUUCUAAAGUUACAUCUAUCCUAGUGAAGAGAUCAGCAACGGCUCCGCCUUUUGAUCAUGUUUAUCAGAGAUCCUUCACAGAUGCUCCAGAAAUCGAAAACCCGAUUUUUGACCUUCCCGAAGUCAAUCAGCCGAAACGAGAUCCUCCUCAAGAGAUCGAAAUUUCCAUCCCACAGCUUCUUCAAGAAGAACAAUCAGAACAGAAGUCCCUUCCUGAAUCUCAAUUUCAAAAUGUUGUCCAAAUUCCAGAACUGACUUCCCUGAUUUCUUAUGAUGUGAAAUUAUUCACACUCUUUCUGGAUCCAAUUACUCUGGAAUCACUAAUUGUAAAUCAGUCAAGUCAAAAUAACAUGAGGAGCAUCGAAACUACGCAGAAAGAAUGUCUCUUUUCAAAUGUUAACGGAAUUCAAAGUUCAGAAACAGAUGCUCUAGAAUUUAUUCAGAAUCCCAAUACUCUUCAUACGAGUGAACCUAUGGGCUUUCAACAAUUGGACGUUGGACAGAACUUCGCUAACCUCAACGGAGAUCAACCGAUCCAAAUUCCGCCUGUUCCAGUGAUUCCUUCUGCUUCUUUAUAUGCACCAAACCUGAUCCCUCAGUUAAACUUCAUCAAUCCACCAUCUCUUCCUAUCAGCAACCCGGUCUUCAACCUUCCAUCGCAACCAGGUUUUUUCAAUACUCAAUUUUAA
Messenger RNA from Caenorhabditis briggsae, 1545 nucleotides. The record is from RefSeq and is a predicted model, not a curated record. Bases 1 to 1545 code for a protein of 514 amino acids. The transcript is spliced from 12 exons. NCBI's taxonomy places the organism in Eukaryota, Metazoa, Nematoda, Chromadorea, Rhabditida, Rhabditidae.